AUGUAUUCUCUGCCACAGGUGUAUGUCUACCUGAAAGAUAAAGUACAUGACCUGUACACUCUCUUGGGCAAUACAGAAAUAAUCAAGGACACAGCCAAUCCUGUGUUCAUCUCGUCAGUAGACUGUGACUUUCGAUUCGAAGAGCACCAGGUACUCCGAAUUCUGGCAAUGAAUAUCAGUAAAGUCGGAGGGGGUCCUCAGGCGCAGGAGCUUAUGG
Messenger RNA from Sphaeroforma arctica JP610, 217 nucleotides. RefSeq lists its product as hypothetical. The annotation marks the transcript as partial. The record is from RefSeq and is a predicted model, not a curated record. The transcript has a single exon. Lineage: Eukaryota; Ichthyosporea; Ichthyophonida.